AUGACAAAAGUUACAUUAAAAGUCAUUGGUCUAGGUUUCGUUUUCAUGUAUUAUGAAGCAUUGAAUGCGGAUCCUACAAAAGUAUCACAAUUUUACUCCGAUUCCUCUGAUGUCGUAUUUGUCGAUGUGGCAAAAUUAGAUGAUCAAGAACAUGAAACGUAUCCAGUUGUGAAGUUACAUGGUAAAAAUGCAAUCAAAGAAUUCUUUGAGUCUACGAAGAUUCAACUGUCUACCACUAAAUUGAAAAUCAAGACAUUUGACUCUCAAAACGUGUCAGGUAUUUUCUCUUCAUCUUCAACCAUUUUGUUGUCUCUAACUGGUGAAGUUAUGUGGAAGAAUACUAAUGUUUACAAUUUUACCCAAAACUUCUUAUUAUCUACUACUGAGGAUGAUAAACAGGUUUAUGAAAUAUCAAAUAGUGUAUUUAGAAUCACUACAGAGAUCACUCAUAAAUCCUUUGUGAACACAAGAACAAAUAGGAAAACUAAUAAUCUCCAAGCAAGAUCGAAAUCUAAAAAUGACCAUUAUAAUAAUAAUUCAACCUCCUUUACACCAGAAGAUAGAAUUUACCAAAACAAAUAUAAUAAUUGGAAUGCUAACAAUAGUGGUGUCAUUGAUAAUGGUAAUAUGGGACUAUUCCCUCAACAGAUAAUGAGUGAUUACUAUCAGUACCAGAAUGUAAUGCCACAACAGUACGGUUAUUAUAAUUCAAAUUCUAAUAUGAAUAAUAAUACUUAUAACAGAUAUUCUGGGAAGAAAUAUAAUAGUAAUAAUAAUUCAAAUUAUGAGCGUAAUGGUAGUCGGAACGCUUCUAAUGAUUCAACACAUAAUAAUUACCACAAGAAAAACAGUAAUAAUUAUUCUGUAUUUGUCAAAAAUACUCGCGAUCUCACCGAAGAACAGAUUAGAAAUUCUUUGGAGAACGAAUUCGGUACAAUUGUCAAAAUUACUACAGGUGAGAACUAUACAGUUAUUGACUUUGAUAAUGAAAAUAGUCAAUCUAAUUGUUUAUCUAAAGCAAAGAUGAAUAUUGAUGAAGAGGAAGUUGUAUUUGAAAAGAGACAGAAUCAGAGGAGGCAAUCUAGCAAUAACGCUCAAGAUUACCAAAGAAACGAGAAUUUUUUAAGUACAUAA
Maudiozyma barnettii is the source of this 1134-nucleotide messenger RNA. RefSeq lists its product as uncharacterized. The record is from RefSeq and is a predicted model, not a curated record. Bases 1 to 1134 code for a protein of 377 amino acids. Gene Ontology annotation, molecular function: mRNA binding. Gene Ontology annotation, biological process: protein deubiquitination; ribophagy. The transcript has a single exon. Gene Ontology annotation, cellular component: ribonucleoprotein complex; Ubp3-Bre5 deubiquitination complex; cytosol. Lineage: Eukaryota; Fungi; Ascomycota; Saccharomycetes; Saccharomycetales; Saccharomycetaceae.